Messenger RNA from Caenorhabditis elegans, 1076 nucleotides. It is a transcript of the gene aqp-4, whose product is annotated as Aquaporin. Lineage: Eukaryota; Metazoa; Nematoda; Chromadorea; Rhabditida; Rhabditidae. Gene Ontology annotation, biological process: one-carbon compound transport; transmembrane transport. Gene Ontology annotation, cellular component: cytoplasm; endomembrane system; membrane. The coding region runs from base 96 to 917 and encodes 273 amino acids. Gene Ontology annotation, molecular function: channel activity; water channel activity. The transcript is spliced from 7 exons. The record is from RefSeq and is marked reviewed.
AAUGAGCGUUAAGUCAGAGCCCCGCCUCCACGUUUUGCAUUUGAAACUAUUUCUGAAGGUUUUCAAAUCAGAAGAUUCUGAAGUCGAGAACGAAGAUGGUGUCACCAUACGAAGAGGAUUCCAGGCCACCAUAUAUGUCUUCUUACGCAGAAGAAACAUGGGGUCAGCCAGCAACUACAAAUCGUAAAUCUUCUUACACAUCAAGAAAGAAGGAAUAUUCAUUGCUGACAAAAUGUGUUGCAGAGUUUCUCGGGGACCUUACAUUUGUAUAUGUCGGUACAAUGCAAGCAAGUUUAUUCCAAUAUGCCGAUGGAAUUCUUCACGCAGCCUUUGCACACGGAUUCACUAUUUUCAUUCUUGUCACUGCCUUCGGUCAUAUCAGUGGUGGUCAUUUCAACCCUGCAGUGUCAUGGGCGAUCGCUGGAGCUGGAAAGAUGCCAAUUUUCCACCUUCCAUUUUACGUCGUAUCUCAACUUCUCGGAGGAAUCUGUGGAGCAUUUCUGACAGCAGCAGUUUUAUCCCAAGAACAGCUAACAAGUUGCGAAGCCGGAGCAACAUUACUUUCUCCAGGCAGUCAAUGGUGGCAGGGAUUAAUUGCUGAAACUGUGGUUACUUUCUUCUUGGUUCACACUAUUCUGAUCACUGCAGCUGAUACUGAUACAGUAACAUUAGCCCCUCUGGCAAUUGGUCUCACGCUGUCGAUUGAUAUUCUUUCAACUGGAUCCAUCACCGGCGCCUCGAUGAACCCAGCUCGAUCACUGGGUCCAAGCAUUAUUGGUUCGAUUUUUGCAACUCAAAAAACAUCUUUUUACUGGAAUAAUCAUUAUAUAUAUUGGGCUGGACCACUUCUUGGAUCCACAAUAGCUCUUUGCAUUUACAAACUUUUCGAAUCACGAGAAGAACGUAUCGUGCGAUGAACACGCUAAAUUCAUUACGUUUUGACAUUUACCUGUGGUAUUUAUUUUUUAUUCCCUUUUCAAAUUCAUAUUAUUUCUCAUCUUUUCUUUCGAAUCGAAUAAAUCGAAAUCUUUUAUUUCAAUUCAUUGUCGUUAUGGGUGAAACAACAUCUAUCAACU